Molecule: messenger RNA, 2025 nt
Organism: Schizophyllum commune H4-8
Lineage: Eukaryota; Fungi; Basidiomycota; Agaricomycetes; Agaricales; Schizophyllaceae
Product: phosphoribosylglycinamide synthetase
Exons: 9
Coding region: 1-2025 (674 amino acids)
Biological process (GO): regulation of DNA-templated transcription
Molecular function (GO): DNA-binding transcription factor activity, RNA polymerase II-specific; zinc ion binding
Source: RefSeq, a predicted model, not a curated record
AUGAGCACCAGCCCUGCGAAUUCCAGCGAUGCACAAAGCACCAAGAAGAAGCGGGCAUGCGACUACUGCCGGCUGAAGCGGGUUAUCUGCCAUCCUCAGUCGAACGGGGAACCAUGUCCCCGUUGUCUGGAGAAGGGUGUGUGCACAACUACUAUAUCUACGACUAGAAAACCGAGAGGCCAAGGCAAAAAGGCCCUGGCAAAGGAAGCUAAACGCAGGCAAGAAGCCGAGGCAGCUGAAGCCGAGGCUUCAAAAGCCACGAGCGUCUCGGUCAAGCAAGCCCAACCGUCGAUACCUCCUUCUUUUCCAGAUGACAUCUAUUUCAUUCCCGGAGACUUGAUGCGGGACGCUCUGGAAAUGGCAGAGAUGGAGCCUGGCGGCAGUCCCGGGCUCUCUCCAGUCCCAAGACAGCGUGCCCUAUUGGACAGUCGCGGCUGGGAUAUCCUUGCCCUAGCGCCACACGACCGGGUGCUUGCCUUGUGUUUACUCGCCAUGGCUUCUCUCGUCUCUGUCGACCCUACCUACGUUGGAUACCAUCCGCAAGGGGGCCGCUUUCCGGACGCCCACACGAAGUGGGAGACGAUAUCCUUCUCGCGACUUGGAGAUCCCGAGAUGAUUGCCCUUGGUCAGCGGAGAAGGGCGAUUUGCGCACAGCUUUACGGCGAGGCGAUGCGCCAAGCAACCUUGAGUGGAACCAUGUCGCAUGCUUGCCGCGAGAAUGUGACGUCUUGCGGUCUUUUGAACAUGCUCGACGUGCACAAGUCCGAGAGCAACCUUCCUUGGGCUACCGCAUUCGUGUGGCAGUUGAGAACGCUCACUGAGCUCGAUGUCGCCGACAAGAUUUUUGAGAUUUCGGACGGUCAUGGAAGGGAGCUCGCUAGUUUUCAGUGGCGCUUAGGUUUGCUUCUGCUCGUCAGUAAUUACGCCAUCAGUGCUGGCAAAAAUUUGCCCUCGGUUCACGAUGAGGAACUUAUAUGCGUCGUGGAGCCACCAUCCAUCGAGGACGCAAUCGUGCAAGCAUCUACCCGACCUGGCGCUGUUCCUGUUAUACAGCUCAUGCACUCGGCCAAACGCAAUAUUCAACUUAUACGCGACGCUCUGGAGAAAGUGGUCGGAGACGCUCGUCGCCGUCCACCAGACGAUCUCACCGUCAUGCAUCAAAUUGUCGCCGCUGAGCAGCAUCACCCCGUCCUAAUGCGUGUGCGUCGACUAAUCUAUGCCCGUGUGGUCGGACCUGGCCAGCAAGUGCUACUCCAUACCACGGCGGUCGCGUUCUGUGUCCUCACUGUCGCGCUGUAUAAUGCGCUUCACUCGCGCGCGGGUGAGGUCGACAGGUCGACAGCUAUGACUGUGCAACUCGUGGCGCGCGCUCGAGCGCUGGCCGUACGGGCGAUAGCGGAUGCUGUGCGGGAAAUACGCUCGAUCGUCGUGCAACAUUGGCUGCCCUUCACGCAGCGCUCCGGAUUCGAGGCAUGGGCGAAAGUGCUUGUCGACGAUGACGGGGACGCUGCCAGCCUCGACAGCGGCCAAGCAAAUGCGGGCGAAUUCGUGGUUAGCGUGGAUGAGCGCAUUGAAACAUUGGAGCUUAGAAAAUGCAUCAUGUUCACCGCUUUCAUCGGGGUCGACCGCACCGAAUUCGUACCUGCGAUAGACGCCAAACUCGACCUCCUUCGCGCGCGUCUAGCGCAGCAAAGGUCCGCAAGCCAUAAUUCCACGCCCUGCUCGAUGCCGGACGGAUUCACGUCGACCAGCUCGAGGCCGUCGACCGAAUCUUGGGGCAGCGACCCUUCGCUGCUGACACCGUCUCUCGACCAGUCGCAAACCCCUUCGUUCUGGAUCUCGCCGCCGAAUGACUGGGACUUCACAUCCGAAGACUGGAUGUCGCAGCUGGCAGGAUCGUCGGGCUUGUCGCAGACGAGUGAAGGGCAUGCAGGUCCAGGGGCUGCUUCGGACUUCGAUUUCCUACAUAAUGUAGGCAUGGCUGGAGGGAACAUGGACGCUUCCCUUCGAGCACCUUGGGGAUAG